AUGGUCAAAGGAGAUGGGUUUGGUUGUAUAGUAACCUCGCUGGAAGAGUUCAUAUUCAGGGUUUGGGAGUGCUCGAUUGACGUUUGUUUAUGGUCCAGAAUCGUUGCUGGUGCUGAUACCGGUCGUUGGUUUGAGGAAAAGGAGAUGAGGAGGUCGCUGCAGAUGCCAAAACUCUUCAGUCUUCCAGUUAAGCAUAUUGUCAAAGAGGUGUGUUUGAUUGUUUAUGUUCCAAAGGUUUUUGCUGGUGCUGACGCCGGUCGUUGUUUUGAGGAAAGAAUGAUGCAGAAGAUAUGUAAUUUCUUGGUGAUAAUAAAUUUUCAGAAUUCGGGACACUUUUAA
This is a messenger RNA of Morchella sextelata, 339 nucleotides long. RefSeq lists its product as uncharacterized. Lineage: Eukaryota; Fungi; Ascomycota; Pezizomycetes; Pezizales; Morchellaceae. The record is from RefSeq and is a predicted model, not a curated record. The coding region runs from base 1 to 339 and encodes 112 amino acids. The transcript has 6 exons.